Molecule: messenger RNA, 876 nt
Organism: Bombina bombina (fire-bellied toad)
Lineage: Eukaryota; Metazoa; Chordata; Amphibia; Anura; Bombinatoridae
Gene: OLIG2
Product: oligodendrocyte transcription factor 2
Exons: 1
Coding region: 1-876 (291 amino acids)
Biological process (GO): oligodendrocyte differentiation; regulation of DNA-templated transcription; myelination
Molecular function (GO): protein dimerization activity; DNA-binding transcription factor activity
Source: RefSeq, a predicted model, not a curated record
AUGGACUCUGACGCCAGCCUCGGCUCCAGCAGGGCCUCCUCGCCAGAUGUGGAUGACAUGUUUCUCCCUUCAAGGAGAGGUGGAAGCGCGGUGUCCUCCUCCACUAUGAGUGACUCCCCUGCGGAGCUAAGCGCGGAGCUCCGCAAUGCCAUGGCCAUGGCCGCAGCUGCCGGGGACAAGUUGGGGGCAUUUAAGGCAGCAGCAGCUGCGGCUGCUGCAGCAGCAGCCAAGAAAGACAAAAAGCAAAUGAGUGAGCCUGAGCUGCAGCAACUAAGGCUGAAGAUCAACAGUAGGGAGCGCAAGCGGAUGCAUGAUCUGAAUAUUGCUAUGGACGGCCUGAGGGAAGUCAUGCCCUAUGCCCACGGCCCCUCAGUCCGCAAGCUGUCUAAGAUCGCCACACUGCUGCUGGCACGAAACUACAUCCUUAUGCUCACCAACUCCCUAGAGGAGAUGAAACGCCUGGUCAGCGAGAUCUAUGGGGGGCAUCACCACCAUGCGGCAGCAGCAGCAGCAGUGGCAGCAGCAGCCUAUCACCCAUCUGCCUGUGGGGGCAUGAGUCAUGGAGCCCCCAUGCCUGGCCACCCAGUGGCCCACCCUGCCCACCACCCUCUGCUGGCCCCAACAACAGCUUCUCUGACCGGCCUUUCAGGGGUCCGAGCUCCACCACCACCCCCUCCUCCACCUGCACCCCCAGCCUCACACUCCUCCUCUCAUGGCAUGCUAAAGUCUCCAAGCCCAGGCUCUGGUCCUCUGGGUGGAGGGUUUCAUCACUGGAGUGGGAUGCCCUGUCCGUGCAGCAUGUGCCAGGUGCCCUCUUCUGUCCAUCACCAUGUGAGCGCUUCCAGCUUGUCCAGACUCAGUGCUGACAGCAAGUGA